Messenger RNA from Pelagomonas calceolata, 900 nucleotides. Lineage: Eukaryota; Pelagophyceae; Pelagomonadales; Pelagomonadaceae. The record is from the annotation of a GenBank genome assembly.
GUUUCAAGCCGCACCGCGGACGCGCAAUCGGAGCUGCUGCCGCAUUUCUGCAGCUGUGGACGCAUUGACGUCAUACAGUGACCGGUUUGAAGCCGCUGCUGCUGCGCGAGCGCAAACGAAGCGCCAGAGCGCAAGUUAUCACACCUCCUGUGAUACACAGCCACCCAAAAGCCGCGCGCGAGGCACCGCAUCCGUGCCUACAGCUUGUAGUAAACUCACGGGCCGGCACUCGUUCGCGUCGCGCCACAAAAAAUCCGUGCAUACCGCCGUGCAGCAACCAUGCCCUCGAAAAAGAAGGGCCCCAGCGAACAAAAAUCCAAAAAAGCCAUCGCCGAGGCGAAGCGCAUCCGUGCCGCCGACCAGACCUUCGGCAUCAAAAAUAAAGGUAAAAGUGCGAAGGCGAAGCAAUAUGUGUCGAGGGUCGAGCACUCGCUGACGGGCAACGAAAAGAAAGCUCAACAGGAACGAAAGGAGAAAUUGAAGGCGAAGCGCGAACAACGGGAAGCCGAAGAAAGGGAAGAAAGGGCGUUAUUUUCGGAGACCACAGAUGUGAUGAAGGUCAAGAAGAAGGGCCAGUCUUCUAGUGUUCAGAAAGCGGACGAGGACUUGUCGGAGGAGAUGGAGAAGGCUCUGCUCCGGGCGAAGGAGCUGUUUGAUGCCGGCGCGAUGAGCAUGCAGGACUACCAGAACUACCGGGAACAGAUCCUUGCGCCCGACUCCGAUGAGGAGGACGAGGACGGUGGUGACGAGGCGACGGCGUCGGAGGCGGAGUCGGAGCCGGACCCGCGGCUGGAGUUGAAAAGGGAGGACCUGUACCUCGAGGGCGCGGACGACGAUAUUGAUAUUGACGCGCUGCCGGACGAUGAUGGGGAUGCGGAGUAACUUAUAUUGUAGUUGGUU